Cydia strobilella is the source of this 2024-nucleotide messenger RNA. Its product is annotated as lachesin-like. The coding region runs from base 176 to 1528 and encodes 450 amino acids. The transcript is spliced from 9 exons. Gene Ontology annotation, cellular component: neuron projection. The record is from RefSeq and is a predicted model, not a curated record. Lineage: Eukaryota; Metazoa; Arthropoda; Insecta; Lepidoptera; Tortricidae.
AAUGAACAAUCACCGUCAGUGUGUGGCGUGCUCGGGUCGCGCGCCGCCGUGCCACGCUCCUGCGGGACCGAACUUAUCACGCGCAAACUUUGCUGUGGGGAUUAAAUAUUAGCUGGCAUGGAUAGCUUGAAAAUGGAAUGAGCUUCACAACGCAGCCUUAACCGCAGUAGGAAAUAUGCAGUCUUGGUGGUCGUUGUACCUACUGGCUGUCUUCAUGCUUGGCUUAGAUUCUAAGCUUGUGGGGCAAGCUUUUCAACCGGAAUUUGUAGAGCCAAUAACAAAUUUGACUGUAGCCAUUGGACGAAAUGCAACAUUUAGGUGUCUAGUGCAAAACCUCGGGGGUUACAGAGUAGGAUGGGUGAAGGCAGACACGAAAGCAAUUCAAGCAAUACACGUCCACGUCAUAACUAACAACCAUAGAGUGGGAGUGUCGCACAACGGACAAACGGUUUGGAAUCUUCACAUCAGGAACGUCCAAGAAGAAGACCGGGGCCAGUAUAUGUGCCAAAUUAAUACAGAUCCAAUGCAAAGUCAGAUGGGCUAUCUGGACGUGGUGAUCCCCCCAGACUUUAUUUCCGAAGAGACGUCGAGUGACGUCAUGGUUCCAGAGGGCGGAAUCGUGCGCGUUUCGUGUCGCGCGCGCGGAAUUCCUGCCCCCAUGGUGGUGUGGCGCCGCGAGGACGGCGCGGACAUCGUGCUGAGGGAUCAGUAUGGAGGGAAAAAUAAAGUGAACAUGUACAAAGAAGAGGUAUUGACUCUGAGUAAAGUCUCCCGGUCGGACAUGGGCGCCUAUCUCUGCAUAGCGAGCAACGGCGUUCCCCCCACCGUGAGCAAGAGGAUACUGAUCAAAGUGCACUUUCACCCAGUAAUCCAAGUGCCGAACCAGCUAGUGGGUGCUCCGCUGGGCACUGACGUCUCGCUCGAGUGCUACGUCGAGUCCUCGCCCAAGUCCAUUAACUACUGGGUCAGAGAUUCAAAUGAAAUGGUGAUAUCAUCCAAUAAAUACGAAGUGGUGAACACGGCGCUGAGCUCAUUCGAGAGCCGCAUGGCGCUGACGGUGAGGCGGCUGACCGCGGCCGACGUCGGUGGCUACCGCUGCGUGGCCAAGAACUCUUUGGGGGAAGUCGAUAGCGUCAUCAGACUGUAUGAAAUACCUGGACCAACCGCACGCAACACCAGUCCCGCAACGAGCAAAGAAGAAUACAAAUACUCAACACCCAUGGAAGGCCCUGACGACCAAUUCGGCUCAGCUGACAGAUCCGACGAUGAAGAAGAUAAGGAAGCCACCUUCUACGCCACGGAAAGGGCACACAACGUUCGAACCGUUAUUGAAAACACCACAAAGAAUCGUUCUUUUGUUUUUACUCCUUCGGUAAAACAAAAACUUAGCAACAAAGUUAGUAAAAUAUUAAAUCAAUUAGAAAUAGAAGACUCAGAUUUCGAACUCAAUAGAAGCAGUAAUUUAAAUCAAAUCAUUUCAGUAGUCUGUACUUUCUUUAGUGUAGCUUUCAGUUUAUUAAAUGGGUAGACAUUAUAUUUAUGCUGUCAAAUACUAAGUCUGAUACGUACCUUACCUACCCUACUCACCCAUGAUCUCGAGUAUUAGGUAAUCUUGUAGCAUUUUUAUGGAGCGCAGUAUGUUUUAGUUGUAAAUCCAUGGCUAUCGCCAAUUUAGGGUCUGUUUUUAAUUAUACAUUCAAUAAUUAAAGCCAGUGUUUUAAAAAUAUGUACCUGUACCACAGUAUUUUUUUAAGUAUGUAGUUAUAAAGUAGCUACUUAUUUACAUUAAUUUAAUAGGUUUCUACCUAAUAACACAGCUCUGUCAGUUUUCUAAUAAGGAUGAUUGGUGUGAAAUUGUUGUCUGUUAUUUAGUAAUUUAAAUUUACUACUACUAACUUUCUGCAUUCUAAGUUAGUAUCCGGGAGCCAAAAGAUUUUCGAUGUUUGGGCAUUUUUCAAAACUGUACUCUAGGUAAACAAAACUUUUCAUUGACAAAAAAAUAUAACAAAUUUUCCAUGUUUUUA